Messenger RNA from Mucor velutinosus, 627 nucleotides. RefSeq lists its product as uncharacterized. Bases 1 to 627 code for a protein of 208 amino acids. The record is from RefSeq and is a predicted model, not a curated record. The transcript is spliced from 4 exons. Lineage: Eukaryota; Fungi; Mucoromycota; Mucoromycetes; Mucorales; Mucoraceae.
AUGGCACCUAUCGAUAAGCCAUUAACAUAUCUCCAUCCAAAAGUGAACGAGAGAUGGGUGAUCAAGGAACAAGGAUCUAUUAUUUGGGCAGUGUCAGAUAUUCUUCAGUCAAAAGCAGAUACUAUCUACAUGAACUGUAACUUGUACCAAGGCAACAACAUGCUUUUAUCAGUUUUUAAAGGUGUUCCGUUGGCUGUUGGUACAGAAAGCUGGACACCACCUGUAUUUCUCGAACCAGCACCUAAUUAUCGCUUUAGAUUGUGGAGUCAACCAUCAGAGGCAGGCAUCAUCGAUGAAUACAGCGUCGAGUUUUCCAUGGUUCCUCGCCCAGAAGAUGCCUAUAUGUUUUCGUACAACAAAUCAAUUGUGAUGGACAUUUCAAAUUCUACCCUACCACCAGAUACAAGAGUUCGAAUUGGACAGUAUGCCUUGCCUCCAGUGAAUGAGACGGAACAUUCAGACAUCAUGUUGGACGUAAGCGAAACUCCAGCUGCCUCCUUCUCAGACCCAAAUAUACCAACAGGAAUAUAUGCAUUGUAUCCUUCAGACUCGUGGCAGGUAUUGCUCGAACCGCAUCUGUUUGUGCUGGUUGCCAUUACAGCUUAUAUAGUGGCAAUUGGGUGGUAG